UGGAUGGGCUGGGUGAUGAAAUGAUAAGAGUCUCUCAUCAUCGGCUGUGUGUAUAAAACUCCAGCAGCCUCUCCACUCCACAGAGCUGCAUCUCAGUCAUGGCUGUGGGUAAACUGUUCGCUCUGCUGGUUCUGCUCCAGUGCUCUGCAGCUUUGAUGGGAGCUGGAGUGAGGAGCUCCAUCAUCGGUGGGAAGGACGCCCCAAAAGGCAGGUGGCCUGGUUUGGUUUACCUUGACAUCAGAACAGACAGUGGGCAGAGAAAGUGGAACUGCAGUGGUACAAUUCUCAAUGAGAAGUGGGUCAUGACUGCUGGGCGCUGCUGGAAGGAUGAACUUAGGUCCAGGUGGGAUCGAACAGGGGUGUGGUUCGGCACAUAUGAGCUGGACAAGAAAUCUGAACUUAUAACAUAAAAUUACAUGAUAAACUGUGCCAUGGUUGAUCGCUUUUCUACCUCAACAAGUUAAUACAAUGUCUUUCUCAAUGACAUCGCGCUGGUAAGGUUAGAAGGAACUUUAAAAUUCUCUAAGACUGUUGCUCCAGUGAACUUACCCACAGACGAUGACGUCUUCGAUUCUUCCUCUGAGUGUUGGAUCGCAGGCUGGUGGAGACAAGUCAGUGUCUGGGGUGAGAAAUCAAACACUCAGCAGGAGAUGAAGGUUCGAAUUGUGGGUCCGUCUAGAUGUGCUACUGCGUUUCCACACCUGAGUGACAACAUGCUGUGUGUAGGAAGUCCUGCUGGAGGAAAAUAUUGCUGCAACCAUCCACCAGGAGACUAUGGCAGUCCGCUCAUGUGCCGAACAGCCAGAGGCUUUGUGCAGGUGGGAAUCAUGAGCUUCCACAGUCCGGAUGAUUGUUGCACCCCAGACCACUUUGGAAUCUACACUCAAGUCUCCAGUUAUAUGGACUACAUCAAGUCAAGAAUUAUUAAUUUCUAGAAGCCAAAGAGACCUGAAGACUCUCUGCCUUCAUCAGCUUGUCUCCUUAUUUCAGUGUAUUCACUCUUCCUCACCCAGAGAUGCAUCUCAGUAAAUUAAGUAAUAAGAUUUAGUUUUAGUAUUUCUAUUCAAAAUGUGGAAUUACUGUAAUGCAAGGCUACUGAUAGGACAGCGGGUCAUCUGAAAGUCACUGACACCCUCCAUAAGGCUAAGAAAAAAAAAAAAGAGAGAGAGACCGUCCACAAAAACUUUUUAAAAACAAUUUAGAAAAAGUGUGGUAGAAAAAGGUGAGGCAGCAACAGAAAUAACGACAAGUACAAGUGGCAUCUCUGGUUUGGGAAUGAGUUGGGUUUGUCUGUGUAUUGUAGCUCUGGAUGUGCUGACUCCAACCUCCUUCUGAAGUUCCACCAAAAUCUGGAACAGAUUUUGCUUGACAAUUCUAAAAUAUGUUUCUAAUAUCAGAGGGAAAUUAAAUGUUGUAACUUAUAACAUAAAAUCCUUUCAAGGCCCUGAUAAACUUUGUUGCCAGGACUUUUUUCCUACACGCUUUUUCCAUCCACUCAACUUUCUAUGAAUAUGCUUGGAUUACAUCAAUACAUUAAGAAUGCUUCUCCCCUUAAAAUGCACUUUUUGUUUGAUUAAAAUUUUAUGAAACACUGAAUUUAUUUCAGAAAAAUUACAAUAAAGAAGUAAAUAAUUCACUCCAUGAAUUACAUAAUGCGUUUCACUUUCUGGGAGGAGGGAAAAGCCCCCAAUGAAAAUCAAAAACCAUUUUUUUUUUUUUUAUCUGCGUAUUACCAAAAAAGGAAUAAGAUUAAAAAAACAUGAAAUGAUGUAAAUUCCAUCAGCAAAUUUCACUUUACAAGACAAAUGUAAGAGUGUGUCUAAAAUUAAUAUUACAUGUAGCAACUGCAACUUUAAACUUUAUAUUUUUGAAAUACAAAUUGUACUGCAUGAACUGUAUUGCAACUAUUAGCAAUGGCAAGAUGAUUACCAUGAUGAUACAUCUGUUGUGAAUAAAUAUUAUAUCGGAUUAUAUCGUGGUCUGA
Messenger RNA from Gambusia affinis (western mosquitofish), 1984 nucleotides. Its product is annotated as tryptase-2-like. Gene Ontology annotation, molecular function: serine-type endopeptidase activity. Gene Ontology annotation, biological process: proteolysis. The record is from RefSeq and is a predicted model, not a curated record. NCBI's taxonomy places the organism in Eukaryota, Metazoa, Chordata, Actinopteri, Cyprinodontiformes, Poeciliidae.